This is a messenger RNA of Carlito syrichta (Philippine tarsier), 687 nucleotides long. It is a transcript of the gene LYPD8, whose product is annotated as LY6/PLAUR domain containing 8. Bases 1 to 687 code for a protein of 228 amino acids. The transcript has 5 exons. NCBI's taxonomy places the organism in Eukaryota, Metazoa, Chordata, Mammalia, Primates, Tarsiidae. Gene Ontology annotation, biological process: defense response to Gram-negative bacterium. The record is from RefSeq and is a predicted model, not a curated record.
AUGAGGGGCAUCCAUAUUGUUGGCAUCAUCGUGGCACUUGCUGUCGCAGUUGCAGAAUCCCUAAAAUGUAUGCAGUGUCACUCAUGGGAAAAAUCCUGUGACAACAUCACUUCCACUGAAUGUAUUCCAGAUAGUAACAGCUGUCUCAGUUCCUUGGUCAAUUCCUCUCUAGGGGGAGAUAUCAGGUUAUACCAGAAAAUGUCCUGCUCAGCGGAGAACUGCACUGAAGAGACAAAUACUACAGCCUUCACAGUGCACGUUUCGGAUGACGGCCGCUUCCAUUUUGCAAGCCAGUGCUGCCAAGGAAAGGAGUGCGGCAAUGCCAGCAACUCCCUGGAUGCUCCAUUGAAAAACACGGUCAGCAACACAGAGUGCCCUGCUUGCCAUGGGCCUAAUGAAACUACCUGUAGCGAGACAACCCGGAAGUGUUAUAAAGAUGAACGAUGUGUCUAUCUACUUGCACAAUUCGAGAAUGACACCAUGUCCAAAAAUCUUGUGCUGAAAGGUUGCUCAGACAUCAGUAACUCCAUCUGCCAGUUUCUGAAUGGUGGAAACAAGACUCUGGGAGGUGUUAUCUUCCAAAAGUUUGAGUGUGCAAACCCCAAGUUUUCAUCGACCACCAACCACAAAGCCUCCCUCUUCUCCCUGGCCUUUGCCAGCCUCCUCCUGCUGGGACUGCUGCUCUGA